GUGAUCAAAGUAGUUACAUAGAAGUCAAGAUAGUUUAAUAUAUUAUAAUGUCUGAGGAACUAUAAUAGUAUGUUCCUAGAAGCGGUCUCCAUUGGAAUCAGGUAUACAACUCUUUUGAAAGCUAUCGGAACCAAAACUGAGAACCGGCUCCCGUUAGGGAACCACGGCCAAGAUGGUAGGCUAUAAGGGCGCCCAAACCCGGCCACCAAAGUUCAAGCCGGCGAUAAGAUAACGCGUGUGACUCAUAACUUCCGUCUCGAGAACACUCUUUAGCAAGUCAUGUCCUUCGCAUGCGGUAUCAAAUAGCCGAGUUGAUAUGGCAAGGACAAAGAUGGCAACUCAAAAGCCAGUUGUUCGAGUCGGUGUCGCCGCGAUCAUCCAGGACGUACAGGGACGACUUGUCCUCGGCAUUCGCAAAGGAUCUCAUGGCGAAGGACAAUGGCAAUUACCAGGCGGGCAUCUUGAGAUGGGGGAGAGCUACUUUGCGUGUGCUGAACGGGAGGCGCUGGAGGAGACAGGGCUUGUAGUCAAGGCCGACAAGUUCGGCGCCGUGACGAGCGACAUAUUCGGCCCUGAGAAGCAUUAUAUAACCCUCUUUGUGUCAUGUCGGAUGGUGAAAGAGGGACAAGAGCCUCGGGUCUUGGAACCCGAGAAAUGCGAGUGUUGGGAGUGGAAAUCCUGGGCUGACGUCAGGGCGCUUAUCGCGAGCGAGGAUGGGCGAACGAAAGUUUUUCUGCCUAUCGUAAACUUGCUCGAGGAUCAUCCUGACAUUGAGGCCCUGACCGAGGCGAGCCACUGACGCUGACUUUUGGGAGAUGGGGCGAUGUUAACUUCAACUUUGAAGACGCAGAAUUAGUUGACAAACCACAUCGAGACCUUUUACCGCCUCGCGUAGCAAUUAAGAGUACUGCUGGUUGGCGGGAAUGAUGC
This is a messenger RNA of Thermothelomyces thermophilus ATCC 42464, 930 nucleotides long. RefSeq lists its product as uncharacterized. Gene Ontology annotation, molecular function: 8-oxo-7,8-dihydrodeoxyguanosine triphosphate pyrophosphatase activity. Bases 332 to 799 code for a protein of 155 amino acids. Lineage: Eukaryota; Fungi; Ascomycota; Sordariomycetes; Sordariales; Chaetomiaceae. Gene Ontology annotation, cellular component: cytosol. The transcript is spliced from 3 exons. The record is from RefSeq and is a predicted model, not a curated record. Gene Ontology annotation, biological process: dGTP catabolic process.